Molecule: messenger RNA, 1391 nt
Organism: Cyprinus carpio (common carp)
Lineage: Eukaryota; Metazoa; Chordata; Actinopteri; Cypriniformes; Cyprinidae
Product: FUN14 domain-containing protein 1-like
Exons: 5
Coding region: 138-602 (154 amino acids)
Biological process (GO): autophagy of mitochondrion
Cellular component (GO): mitochondrial outer membrane
Source: RefSeq, a predicted model, not a curated record
ACAAUUUGUGAACUAUUUUGUGAAUAACACAUAGAAGCGAUCGUAUGAGUCCGUGGACCGUGAUUGGACGUAAACUGCGUAGGUUUUUGCGUAGAGCUGCGGCGGUUUCGAACGCGGUGUGAACAGAGCCUCAUAAAAUGGCGGAUCGCGGUGAAGAUGUAGACGCAGAGCGUGAAGAUGAAUUUUUUGAGGUGGUUAACAUCACGGAUUAUGCCAGGAGGCAUCAAUGGUGGAGUCGUGUUUUUGGGAACAGCACAGGACCCAUUGCAGAAAAGUACUCUGUGGCUUCACAGAUCAUGAUGGGCGGAGUGACAGGAUGGUGUGCUGGUUAUCUUUUUCAGAGAGUUGGGAAAGUUGUGGCUACUGCUGUUGGAGGGGGAUUUCUUUUGCUGCAAAUUGCCAACCACAGUGGCUAUGUGCAGGUUGACUGGAGGAAAGUGGAAAAGGAUGUCAAUAAAGCUAAAAAGCAUUUGAAGAAAAAUGCAAACAAAGCAGCCCCCGAGCUCAGUUCCUUCAUAGAAGAAUCGACAGAAUUUGUGAAGAGGAAUAUUGUUAUCUCGGGGGGAUUUGUUGGAGGAUUUCUGCUGGGCCUGGCAUCCUAAGUGAAACCUGGAUCUACUCUGUAUUGCCACUGAUAUAAGUAGUUUGCACAUUAAAAUUCUCCCUUACCUCUGUAUCGCAGCGAUACAACACUGAAACUUGAUGUAUUGUCUGAAGCAGUCGUUUGCUGAACUGUUGUUCUAAAUAUAUUCCUCCAAAAUGUUGUUCUUAACUGUACAUAGCUUAAUCUUUCUGAUGAAGAGAGAGAUAUUGUGCCAAUAACUUUAUACAAAAAUUGGUGGUGUGGUUUUAUGUUAUUUUUUAUAUUAGUUUGCCUACCCUUAAUUAUAAAGACAUCAGCAUGAAGUAUAUUACAUAUACAACUAAAGUGUUUAUUGUUGUAUUUUGUUUUUGACAAUACAUUAUUCGAGUUAGUUGUAAUAAUUUCCUUAAUAUUUACGUGUCCAGAGGCAUUUAUUCUUUUUGGAGUGCUUUGUGAUGGAUAAUUUAAUAUACAGAAUAACCCACCAAUAACAUGUUUGUGGACAUAAUAAAAAUGAUGUCUGUCUGGUUAUUUACAAAAACUUAACAAAGGUUUAGAAACAUCUUGAUGUAUAACAGCAUGGACUUAAUUAAAUGCGGGUUUUUAUUUAAUUUUUUAAUUUUUUUUUUUUUUUUUUUUUGUACAGGUUUAAGUACAUUUGAGAAUUUGGCCACCCAGUUAAUAAUCAUAUAGAUCAUGCAGUUUACAGUAACAUAACACAUUGGCUGAAGAGAUUCGGAAGAAGGUCCUACUGUAUGUUCAUCAAAAGUACUUUAUGUUAUCUUAAAAUAAUAAUUUAUUAAUUAUU